GGCGCGCGGCCCCUCCCGCGGCGGCAUAAAAGGCGCGGGCUCCGCAGCGCAGGCGGCAGUGGGGGCCGGACAGCGCCUCGGUGCGGAGGAGCCGGAGCCGGAGCGCAGAGCGCGGCCGCCGCGGAGCCCCAGCCGCCGACCGAGCCGAGAGCCGAGCCGCCCGCGCCGGGCCCGCGCCGCAGCCAUGCCGGCCGCCCGCGCCGCGCGCACCUGUGCGCUGCUCGCCCUCUGCCUGCUGGGCGGCGCGGCCCAGGACUUCGGGCCCACGCGCUUCAUCUGCACCUCGGUGCCCGCGGACGCCGACAUGUGCGGCGCGGCCGUGGCGGCGGGCGGCGCGGAGGAGCUGCGGGGCAGCGUGCUGCAGCUCCGCGAGACGGUGCUGCAGCAGAAGGAGACCAUCCUCAGCCAGAAGGAGACCAUCCGCGAGCUGACGGCCAAGCUGGGCCGCUGCGAGAGCCAGAGCACCCUGGACGCCGGCGCCGGCGAGGCCCGGCCGGGCGGCGGCCGCAAGCAGCCCGCGGCGGGCAAGCACACGCUGGGCGACCCGUCCCGGACCACGCAGGCCGCCGAGACGCUCAGCCAACUCGGGCAAACUUUGCAGUCGCUCAAAACCCGCCUGGAGAACCUCGAGUACAGCCGGCUCAACUCCUCCAGCCAGACCAACAGCCUCAAGGACCUGCUGCAGAGCAAGAUCGACGACCUGGAGCGGCAGGUGCUGUCCAGGGUGAACUCGCUGGAGGAGGGCAAGGGCGGCCCCAAGAACGACACGGAGGAGAGGGCCAAGAUCGAGAGCGCCCUGACCUCGCUGCACCAGCGCAUCAGCGAGCUGGAGAAAGGCCAGAAGGACAGCCGCCCCGGGGACAAGUUCCAGCUCGCGUUCCCGCUGCGGACCAACUACAUGUACGCCAAGGUGAAGAGGAGCCUGCCCGAGAUGUACGCCUUUACCGUGUGCAUGUGGCUCAAGUCCAGCGCCGCGCCCGGCGUGGGCACGCCCUUCUCCUACGCCGCGCCCGGCCAGGCCAACGAGCUGGUCCUCAUCGGGUGGGGCAGCAACCCCAUGGAGCUCCUCAUCAACGACAAGGUGGCCAAGCUGCCCUUCGUCAUCAACGACGGGAAGUGGCACCACAUCUGCGUCACCUGGACCACCCGGGACGGGGUCUGGGAGGCCUACCAGGACGGCACCCAGGGCGGCAACGGCGAGAACCUGGCGCCCUAUCACCCCAUCAAGCCCCAAGGCGUGCUGGUGCUGGGCCAGGAGCAGGACACGCUGGGCGGCGGGUUUGAUGCCACCCAGGCGUUCGUGGGCGAGCUGGCGCACUUCAACAUCUGGGACCGCAAGCUGACCCCAGGCGAGGUGUACAACCUGGCCACCUGCAGCUCCAAGGCCCUCGCCGGCAACGUCAUCGCCUGGGCCGAGCCCCACAUCGAGAUCUUCGGGGGCGCCACCAAGUGGACAUUCGAGGCCUGUCGCCAGGUCAACUGAAGCCCCGCCCGCCCGCCCGCCCCUCCUCUGCUUGUGCCGCGACGACUGUCCUGUCUCCCUCCCCAGGAAUGACUCCAGGCCAUUGCCCUCGCGUGUGCGCACACACACACACACACACACACACACGCAUGCACACACACGUCACACGCGCACACACAGCGCCGCGUUUCGCAGCCCGGCUUCCCGUCCCGAGGACGCCCGUUCCCCAGGAGGCCCCAGGCCGGUGACGCAGGCGACACUCUGAGCCAUGCAGUAGGUGAGAGGCUGCGUGUGCGUGUGUGCGCGUGUGCGCGUGUGCGAGCGCCUGUGCCUGCGUCGAUGAGUGCGAGUCUCCAGGGAGGCUCUUCUUUCAGAACGAGGUGUUUCAUUUCCUCCUUCGUGGUGCCCGGAAGCCAUGGGCCGUGGCUCAGCGUCGUCGCAUUUGUCUUUGUUUGCAGAGCCUGUCCGCGCUGCCGCCCUCUCGAUAGCGUGAAUGUGGCUCAGCGUUUGCUGACGGCGGGGCCUGUCCGGGGGGUUACCCUGGGGUGGAGCCAGUUCUCUCGGAGGCUGAAGGCAGGAGUGUCCUGGGAGGGCCCAGCUGCGCUGGGCAGAGGCAGUGGGAGGGGGGUCCUGCCUCGGGCAUCGUGGGGGCGGGCUCCCGCCUCCCUUUCAGCCGCCUGAGAGAGGCGUGCUCCCCCCACCCCCCUUCUGCCUCUGGUGAUAGACAAGCAGAGCCUUCAGGGGGCGGCUGAGAGGGAAACCCACCCCUGAUUAGGACCCGGCCAUGCAGGGCCACCCACAGCCAUACUCCUCCCCGCUCAGGGCCCAGGGAGGGCUCUGCAAGUCCUGGGGGGGGCGGGGCGGGGAGGCAGACAUGGCCAGGCCCGCCCUGACAUGGCCCCGCCCACUCCCCCCGUGCAGGGCUCCAGGCUGGGAUGUCCCCAGCUGGUGACACUGAGACCCAACCCUGUUCAACCGUGUUUCUUCCCCGUGAAAAGCCAUCCUGCACAUUCCUUCUAGUCCUGCGGGGAGGCGUGUGCGUGCGUGUGUGUGCGCUGUGUGCACGUGUGUUGUGUGCGUGUGUGUUGUGCGCGUGCAUUAAGUGAGAGCGCGCUCAGAUGGAGUGUGCCCAGGGUGGGGGGGCUCCCUGCCUUUUGCAGCAUCUGGGGGUCGCACGCCCCGAGGGCACCUGGACUCAAAACGGCAAAUGGCCAGCAUGUCUUUCUGGACCCCUGCCCCCUGCCCGGCUCCCCUGCAGCCGCAGACCUCCCUUCCGGGGCGCAGGGGUCCCCCGUCCUGUCCCCCAGGGGCGCCUGUCCCCCUAAGGCAGGCCCGUCCUGUGUCGGAACCCAGUGCACCUGUGUGUCCGUGUUGGUGUCUGUGCGCGUGUCCACGUGGGCGUCUGCACGGUGCCCGCUGCCGGCCCACAAUGCCUCGCUCUCGUGCAGAGGCCGUGUCCAGGCUGCGCCCCGCGGCUCAGCAGUGGCUGCUUCUGACCCUUGUGCUUCGUCCGGGCCUAGGCCUUGGCACCUGGGGGUCUGCGGGGCCUCCUCUGCUUGCAUGUCCCUCGGGGUGGCGCGUCCCCGGCUCCCUCAGUCCCGUGUGGUUCCCUGUCUGCAUGGACUUCUCCAGUCCUGUGUUCUGUGCCGAGUGCCACCCAUUGUCCCGUGACCAUCCAUGUAGCUACUGAGAACGGCUGCGGAAGCCAGCGAGGGCGCCGGGGGAGGUCCGCGGGCCUCUCCCCCUCCCCGCUCCCCAACACCAAGCGAGCAGUAUCCCCUGUAGGAAGAGAACAGGCCUAGAGCACCCCCCGGAGAGCGUGAGCUUGGAAGCACCCCUAGACCAGACCGCCCCUCCCCUCGGCCACCGGGAGCGGCUGCGAGGCCAGGCCCAGGCUCGGUGCUCUCGGGCAGCGCCCCCACCCGCCCCUGCCAGGCCCGGGACCCAGACCCCAGACCGCCUGCCCAGCGGGCGUGGUGGGAGCUGUCCGUUCAGGACCACAAGCCAUCCUCUGCCCUCACCCCGACGGGCAGAGCAUCCCAGAUGCUACAGACGCGACGUCUGUGUCCACCUCCGACCCUUCCCCCGCCUGCCCCUCCCCUGACGCCCCCCGCGGUGCCAGGGAACCCAGCUGACAUUUAGCUCCCUCCCCGCCCCUCCCCGGAGCCUGUGCAAGCCCCUCGACGCCCUCACUGUGUUAACACUUGGCCCUUGGCCGCCCUGAGAGGGGCUGACACAGCCACAGAUCUAACCCGUUAGUUCCCAUCUCCUCCGUAAUCGGACGGAUGCCCCUCGCACUGACACCCACGCCUUUCUCAGGUAAGCCAUUUUAUAAACACGGAGAUAGACGCACUGUGGGGGCGCCCAGUCCCACGGCCCCCGCGCCCCAGGCGGGAGCGCCGCCCGCAGGCUCCCCCUCGGGGUGGGGGCCUGAGAUCCCACUUGAAUCGUAAGCCUUCUUGCUUUUGAUAACACGGAAUUCUUUCUCUUACUGUAGAAGACAAAGUUUAUUACCAAAACAAGAGUAUUUUUAUGAAAGAAAAGGACAAACCCAGAAAUCCACCCUAUCUUCCCCGGCCAAUACCUUCAGGCUCCGCCGCCACGCUGGGCUGAAAGCGCGUAGUUGGGAGAAAGACACGUUUUGUAUGCUUCUCUUCUUUGCUUUUGUAGACCCCCGCCCCCCAUUCCUUCCUCAGACGCAAAGAUCCCUUUGUCACCAGCCCUGGGGCCUGGGACCAAGGGGGUGUCUCGUGGGCAGCGGAGGGGAGAGAGGCUGACGCGAGGUUCGCGGCCACCCCUCGCGGUCACCCGGGGAGCUCGGGGGCGCGUGGGGACCGGGAUGUGAACGGGCCAGGCCUGGGGCUCGGAGUGGACGUGUCGGGUGGACCGAGUUGAGGCCUCGAGGAACGAGGGUUGUGUGUGGUUCGCGGGAAGGGGAUGGGAUCCCCUGUGACCUCGCGGCGGCCAGGCCGUGGCUGGAAGCGGGGGCGUGUGGAGCCACCUCUCGCGCCACGGCGUGUGAACGAGGCAGCCGUCGGCGGGCCCCGGGCAGCUCGGAAGGGGAACAGGCAUCUGAGGAGAGAGCCCGGUACUCACGCUCCCGACUGUGUCUGAUUUGCCAAAACAAAACCCCUGACGACACAGCAAGCCCCCGGCUGCCGCUGCCGUGUACAUACUGUAGCAUAUGGGAGAGAUCGGUGUACCCCACUUUUUCAUUAUUUGCCAACCAAAGCUGAACAUUUUCAUACGACUCGCAGCCCUGGCCCCGCCACGGGGCAACCCCAGGACCGCCACCUCCCCUCGCGACCGGGAAACGCACCAUUUUUACUGGUCUCCCUGCUUCCUCUCCUUUUCUUGCUGAAACAUGAAUUGUCGAGUUUAUUUUUACACAGUAAAGAGUGAGAAAGACUG
Molecule: messenger RNA, 4873 nt
Organism: Myotis myotis
Lineage: Eukaryota; Metazoa; Chordata; Mammalia; Chiroptera; Vespertilionidae
Gene: NPTX1
Product: neuronal pentraxin 1
Exons: 5
Coding region: 185-1483 (432 amino acids)
Biological process (GO): axonogenesis involved in innervation
Cellular component (GO): plasma membrane; neuron projection
Source: RefSeq, a predicted model, not a curated record